Messenger RNA from Salvia hispanica, 1602 nucleotides. RefSeq names its product UDP-glucosyl transferase 72E1 (gene UGT72E1). Gene Ontology annotation, molecular function: UDP-glycosyltransferase activity. Lineage: Eukaryota; Viridiplantae; Streptophyta; Magnoliopsida; Lamiales; Lamiaceae. The record is from RefSeq and is a predicted model, not a curated record.
CCAUUCCAUUCUGUUUCUGCACAAAAACAAACACACAACAAGAAGAACAAAAAAAACACUGGAUGGAUGGCUCCAACUCCACCUCUGCCAAUCUUCAUGUUGCAAUACUAUCAAGUCCCGGGAUGGGCCACCUCAUCCCGGUCGUCCUUCUCAGCAACCGCCUCGCCACCCACCACGGCGCCACUGUCACCGUCCUCCUAGUGACCACCACCGUCUCCCCGCCUGAGUCAAACCUCCUGAAAAUCCCCCUCCACCCACUAGUCAACAUUCUAGAGCUCCCUCCCGCAGACAUCUCUCACCUCGUCAAUUCCUCCGCCAAAAUCGUCACCCAGCUCUGCCUCAUGGUCCGCGUGUCCCUCCCCUCCAUCCGCUCCGCCAUGAUGAGCCGCCGUCCCCACGCUCUCUUCGCCGACCUCUUCUGCACAGAAGCGCUUCCCAUCGCCGCCGAGUUCAACAUCCCCAACUACGUCUAUAUCCCUUCCAACGCCUGGUUCACUGCUCUGCUCGCAUACAGCCCCAUUCUCCACCAACAAUAUUCGGAAGAGUAUGUUAACCAAACAGACCCUAUCCCUAUCCCGGGCUGCAAACCGGUCCGACCGGAGGACUUAAAUGACCCAAUGUUGGACCAGAAAGACCAGCAGUACGACGAGUAUCUCAAGAUAGGCGAAAACAUCCCUUCAGCCGAUGGGAUUUUAAUCAAUUCUUGGGCUGAUUUGGAGCCCGAAACGCUCCGAGCUUUUGCGGAGAACCGGUCCGUAAUAAAAAUCCCGGUUCACCCGGUCGGACCGCUUGUGAGAGAGUCUGAACCGGACCACCGGUCUUCCGAGCUGGUCCAGUGGCUGGACCGGCAACCGGAUGAAUCGGUAGUCUUGGCGUCGUUCGGAAGCGGCGGAGUGCUGUCGCAGCAGCAGAUGACGGAGCUGGCUUGGGGGCUGGAGAAUAGCCGGCAGAGAUUCGUUUGGGUGGUCCGCCGCCCCACGGGAGGCCCCGUGGACAACGCGUUUCUCAGGGUGACCAACGGUGAGGAUUCGACGCCGGAUUACUUGCCGGAGGGCUUUCUCACCCGGACCAAAGAGCAAGGGUUUCUGGUAUCCAACUGGGCCCCGCAGGCGGAGAUACUGGGCCAUCCUGCGGUGGGAGGGUUUGUGACGCACUGUGGAUGGAACUCGACUCUCGAGAGCAUUGCCAGUGGGGCACCGUUGAUUGCCUGGCCGCUUUACGCGGAGCAGAAGAUGAACGCGGCCCUGCUGGCGGAGGAGGUGGGCGUGGCGCUGAGGCCGCGGGCGCUGCCGACGUCGGAGGUGGUGGGGAGGGAGGAGAUAGAGGCGAUGGUGAGGGAGUUGAUGGAGGGAGAGGAAGGUGGGCGUCUGAGGGAGAAGGCUAAGCAGCUGAAGAAGAGUGGGGCUGAGGCUCUCAAGCGUGGUGGCCCAUCUUACACAUCCAUCUGUGAUUUGCUUGCCAAGAUAGCUUCUAGAAACACUGUAAUUUCAUAAUUUUGAUGCAUACUUAUUUAAGAUAGGACGAAGUGUCUGCAAUUAUGCAUGUGUGUUUUCGUGACUUAAAAUGAUAAUUAUAUGUCACUCUAUCAUAUUACUUGUUUGA